AUGAGUUCCUUUUUCGAUCAACCCUUUCAAAAAACGCGACACAACUAUGUCUUUGCUCACGGAGCGUCUGGCUUUGCAAAGAAUCCAGGAAAGGCUCCAGUACUGACUCCAGAGGAAGAUCGCGCUUACUUCAGUGUCCAAGUUGGAGAGGAUUCGUAUUUCAGACGACAUGAUGCGCUUGGCGUGGCAGAUGGAGUCGGUGGCUGGAGUGGUACAACAGGCGCCAACCCUGCAUUGUAUUCGCGCAAGCUGAUGCAUUAUGCUUAUUUGGAGCUAGAGAAAUAUGACAAUAUUGAGGAGGAGGCGUUCUACGACUACUUUAAUGCUAAUCCUGUGGACAUUCUGGAGAAAAGCUUCGAACAAAGCACAAGAGAUGCUAAAAAGGAGGGUCUGAUAGGAUCCUCAACAGCAUGUAUAGUAAUUCUCCGGGACGACGAACUUCGUAUUGCCAACUUGGGCGAUUGCGGAGUGAGCGUGAUCCGUCGAAACGAGUUUAUAUUUAGGACAGAGGAACAACAACACUCCUUCAACUACCCAUAUCAAUUGGGUACAGGAAGCACUGACAGCCCUAGAGAUGCACAGAUGUUUACAGUCAAGGUUGAGAGCGGUGAUAUUGUGGUAAUGGGCACAGACGGAAUUUUUGAUAACUUGUUUGAUGAAGAUAUUCUGGAGGAGGUCGUUAAAUGUGUCAGUGAACCAAGUGUCAUUAGCGACGCAUUAGCAAAGCGCGCUAAAAGCGUUGCCGAGGACACACGACAUCAUGGAAGUCCUUUCCAGAGUCGAGCUAUGCAGGAAGGUCUGUACUACCAAGGAGGCAAACAAGAUGAUAUGAGCGUCCUUGUAGCCAUCAUUAAAGCUGCAGAGGAUUCACCUGACCGAAGGUAG
Molecule: messenger RNA, 885 nt
Organism: Lobosporangium transversale
Lineage: Eukaryota; Fungi; Mortierellomycota; Mortierellomycetes; Mortierellales; Mortierellaceae
Product: phosphatase 2C-like domain-containing protein
Exons: 4
Coding region: 1-885 (294 amino acids)
Source: RefSeq, a predicted model, not a curated record